AUGCGACAACCAGCAAUGCCCAUUCCCUCGCCCUUCCAGUCUUCCAUAGCGAAGCCAGGGCAGGGUAAAGUCGUCCUCUCUCUCCUACCACCAAACAACCCUACCCUCACCACCCUCACCUAUAAAUACCCAUUGAAGCUGGUCCCGCGCGCCGGCGGCUUCGUCCCGACUCCAGAACCCUCCGCCCUCUCCGACUCAUGUCCCUCACACCCAGUCCACCUCUACCUGCUCACAUAUGGCGGCGGCUUAUUACCCGGUGACCACAUCGAGGUCUCCAUUACCCUCGAGCCAAAGACCAGAAUGGUGGUCACAACGCCACAAGGAAGCACAAAGAUCUUCAAAACAGAUCCAAAUAACAACGGCUCCAAUCCCAACGUCAUCAAAGGUCAUCGCAAGCAAAUGCCCGCCAACCAACACCUCUCCGAUAUGAGUCAACAAUCCCUCGACGUCCGCAUCGGCCGUCAAUCAGCCCUCUGCUACCUCCCCGAUCCCUCCGUCCCCUUCCAAAACAGCCGCUACGCCCAAGUUCAAACCUUCACCCUCGACGCCGCCGCAAAAGGCGACCAACGAGGCAGUCUCUGCGUUCUGGACUGGGUAACGCAAGGCCGCACCUCCCGCGGCGAAAACUGGAACUUCCGCUUCUGGCGCGGCCGCAACGAAGUCUGGGCCCAGGACGAAAAAACCGGCAAAAGCCGCCUUCUCCUCCGUGACUCCGUCAUUCUAGAUGAUGAAACAGAGGACUCUGACGACUCCGACCUCUCAGACUCCGAAGACGAAGUUGAAACUACAAAUCGCAAUGUCCACAAUGGUCUCGAGAACCGUGUGGAUAUGCCCCCACAGGCACCGGCCGGUUUGACACCGCUGAAUAUAAUUGCGGAGCGCACGCGCCCGCACGGAGUCGUCGGAACGUUGAUUCUCACCGGUCCUGUCUUUGAGGCUCUGGGCGCUUACUUCAUGCACCAGUUCCAGUCACAGCCGAGAAUCGGUGGUCGCAAUUGGUCUGAUAAGGGCUCGACGUCUAUGCCGGAGCCCUCGAUUAGCCACAAGGGUGAUGUGACGUGGACGGCGGCGCGAGUGCGGGCUGGAUUCGUGCUUGUUAAGUUUGGGGCUAAGGACUUUGAGACGGCUAAGCAUUGGCUUGGCGGGAUUAUUCGUGAAGAAGGAAGUGUGACUCGCGAGUUUGGGGAGGAGGCUCUUUUCUGCCUGUGA
Penicillium brevicompactum is the source of this 1209-nucleotide messenger RNA. Its product is annotated as urease accessory protein UreD. The record is from RefSeq and is a predicted model, not a curated record. The coding region runs from base 1 to 1209 and encodes 402 amino acids. NCBI's taxonomy places the organism in Eukaryota, Fungi, Ascomycota, Eurotiomycetes, Eurotiales, Aspergillaceae. Gene Ontology annotation, molecular function: nickel cation binding. The transcript has a single exon.